GUUAGUUAUAAUCUUCUGUCAUGUGACCAAGGGACGCGGAAGUUUUGAUCUGGAAGACCUGUGCAGCUUCUUCAGUCUGUGAUGCGAGGAAAGAAAAUCGUCUUGUUUUAAAGUUUAGAGCUCGACUUUCUAAAUGGGCAGGAUGACUCAGAAGCACCACCUGGAGGGCCAGGUCUAUUCUGUGCCACUGAUCCAGCAGGACCUGCGGAGGGAAGAGGCCAUGCACCAGAUCACUGAUGCCCUGCAGUACCUGGAAAAUAUCUCGACUGAUAUCUUCAGCAGGGUGUCUCAGAGUGUGGAGAGGAACCGCGCUCACCUUCAGGCCGUCACUGACCGCAUUAAACUGGCUCAAGCUCGAGUUCAAAAGAUUAAAGGAAGCAAGAAAGCCACCAAGGUGUUUUCCAGUGCUAAAUAUCCUGCUCCUGAGAAACUUCAGGAUUAUUCUUCCAUAUUUACGGGUGCUGUAGAUCCAGCAUCUCAGAAACGACCUCGCUACAAAGUUCAGGGCAAGCUCCGCCCCCUGGAUGACAAGGCCUUACAGGAGAAGUUGAUGUAUUUUCCAGUCUGUGUGAACACUAAGAAACGCUCAGAGGAUGAGACGGAGGAGGGACUGGGGAGUCUGCCAAGAAACAUCAGCUCCGUCAGCUCUCUGCUGCUCUUUAACACCACAGAGAACCUGUAUAAGAAGUACGUGUUCCUGGAUCCUCUGGCGGGAGUCGUCACUAAAACCCACAACACACUAGAGACAGAGAAGGAGGAAAAGCCGUUUGACGCGCCACUGUCUAUCACUAAACGAGAGCAACUAGAGAGACAGACUGCAGAGAAUUAUUUCUAUGUGCCAGACCUGGGGCAAGUGCCCGAGAUCGAUGUGCCCUCUUAUCUGCCCGACCUGCCUGGCAUCGCCGAUGACCUCAUGUACAGCGCUGACCUCGGCCCAGGCUUCGCCCCUUCUGGUGCUGGCAAUGCGACCAUGCCAGAGCUGCCCUCUUUUGGCACAGAACAGGAAGAAGGCUCCCAGUUUCGAUCCGAGGCUCCUCCUCCACCUCCGCCUCCACCUCCUCCACCCCCUCCUCCUGAGUCUCCUCAGGUUACAGCUCCUCCCCUUGGAGCUCCUCCAGCCCCGCCUCCUCCUCCUCCACCGCCUCCCGCUGUUCCAGAUGACACAGGUGGCGGAGGUGUGUCCAGUCAUGCCCCGCCCACAGGUGCAGUAAAAGGUGCCCCUACAGAGGUUCUGCAGCCGUCGGAUGGGCGAGCCAGCUUGCUCGAGUCUAUUCGUAACGCUGGCGGCAUCGGUAAAGCCAAACUGCGCAAUGUUAAAGAGCGAAAGAUGGAGAAGAAGAAACAGAAGGAGCAGGAGCAAGUUGGAGCAGCAGCCAGUGGAGGAGAUUUCAUGUCCGAUCUCUUUAAUAAAUUGGCCAUGCGGAGGAAAGGUAUCUCAGGUAAAGUCCCAGGAGGCGGAGACGCGGCAGAACCGCCUGGCAGCUCCGGCAGCGCGUUCGCCAGAAUGUCAGACGUGAUCCCGCCCCUUCCUGCUCCUCAACAGCCAACUGCGGAGGACGACGAUGACUGGGAGGCGUAGCCAAAACAGACCACUUAUGAAUGACUCUUUAAGAAUUGAAAGCACAGAUGAACGUUUUGAAGCUGCGGCAACACGACAGACGUGAAUUAGACAGGCCACGUUAAAAUAAGUUCAAAGCUUUUUAUGUCGCCUAACUUGUGAUCAUUUGCUAAAAAUACAAAUUUGUAUCAGUGUUAAAAUGAUUCGAUUAUAAGUCUAGAUGAUGUAGGGAAAAUCUGUGUAUAUGUAAUCUCAUCCUUAUCCUCAGCUUUUUUUUAGUAGCACAAUCAGAUUAUUGGUAUUUUUUGCCAUGCUAAUGUGUGGCGGAUUUAUAAAAUGGAAUAUUUAUGCAGUCAAUUCUCCUGUAAUAGAGAAAAAAAAACUAUAAAAUGUCAACAUGGUACAUUCCCUGACUCAGUAGUACUGUGUAUAGCACUGGAGAGGUUGUCUAACUCUGCACUCCCACUGGCAGCGACACAACACGACAACGCAUCAGUUAGAGGUCGCAAACAUGACGUGCUACAUUAGCAACUUUGUUAGAAGAGGAUAAUCAUAAACCUAUUCAUUGCACUUAACUAGCUGACUAGUUCACUGUAUGUUGUUAUAUUACUACUUUUUAGUUUGGUCAGUUUCCCAGCAACCAAAACAUGGGACUGGGCGGAAAACUGGAGCUUUUACAUGCCCAGUGGUAUAAUGGGUUUAUGAUUGAUCCAUCCCUGUAUAUGAAAAGAUAAAAAUACUCAAAAUAGGAAGGAAAUGUGUGAAAUCUUAUUCAGUAUAAAAUCCGGGCCUCUAAAGAGUGAUUUGUGUAAUUUGUGUAAUUACAUUCUUUACGCACUGAUUAUUUUCUUCCAUCUGCUGGGAAAACACAUGGCUCAAGCGCACUGUGUGCACGAAGCCUUAAAUGAAGUUCUGGAUUUCUAAAACCAUCUGAGAAAUAAAGUCGUACAUCAGCA
Pangasianodon hypophthalmus (striped catfish) is the source of this 2514-nucleotide messenger RNA. It is a transcript of the gene wash1, whose product is annotated as WAS protein family homolog 1. NCBI's taxonomy places the organism in Eukaryota, Metazoa, Chordata, Actinopteri, Siluriformes, Pangasiidae. Gene Ontology annotation, biological process: exocytosis; retrograde transport, endosome to Golgi; endocytic recycling. Gene Ontology annotation, molecular function: alpha-tubulin binding; gamma-tubulin binding. The transcript is spliced from 11 exons. Gene Ontology annotation, cellular component: WASH complex; recycling endosome; early endosome. The record is from RefSeq and is a predicted model, not a curated record. The coding region runs from base 134 to 1579 and encodes 481 amino acids.